Messenger RNA from Capronia coronata CBS 617.96, 483 nucleotides. RefSeq lists its product as uncharacterized. The coding region runs from base 1 to 483 and encodes 160 amino acids. The record is from RefSeq and is a predicted model, not a curated record. NCBI's taxonomy places the organism in Eukaryota, Fungi, Ascomycota, Eurotiomycetes, Chaetothyriales, Herpotrichiellaceae. The transcript has a single exon.
AUGCGUAAAGAUGGUCAAGGUGAUGGCAAUGCCAUCGUCCGGUAUGAACAUCUAGUCAUCCGAGACUUGGUUCUGCUGCCGUUGCCGCUCACCAAGGCAGAGGGUGCGAAGUGUGACGGUCGCAUCGUGGAUCAUGUCGUGCUCAAAUACAAUCCGGUGACGACUUAUGAGAAGGGAUGUUCGUUGGCAACCGACGAGAUAGAUAUCGCUGCAACGCCAAUUGAAAUUCCAACUUCAGCCCAUAGAAAGUUGCAUGGAUACUGGAAUGCUAGGGUCGAAGAAGCGCUCGACUCGCACUUCUCUGGUCUUUGUUGUUUCGAGGUUCGAGAACUGGCUACCUUGGCUCCGUCGCAUCUGCGCAGAGGCAUCGCCAACAAACUUCUCGCCUGGAUCUUUCUUGUGAGCAGACGAAUAGAUGUGUCUGUUGUGCUGGCGGCUACUCCGCUGGGAUAUCCCUUUUACCUCCAACUUGGUUUCUGCUAA